Pseudocercospora fijiensis CIRAD86 is the source of this 3049-nucleotide messenger RNA. RefSeq lists its product as uncharacterized. Lineage: Eukaryota; Fungi; Ascomycota; Dothideomycetes; Mycosphaerellales; Mycosphaerellaceae. The transcript has 4 exons. Gene Ontology annotation, molecular function: protein kinase activity; ATP binding. Gene Ontology annotation, cellular component: cytoplasm. Gene Ontology annotation, biological process: protein phosphorylation; tRNA export from nucleus. The record is from RefSeq and is a predicted model, not a curated record. Bases 73 to 2427 code for a protein of 784 amino acids.
CACACUCCUUCGUGGCUGAGUGAUUACCGUCCUCUACGAAGCCGACCUGGUAUACGAAAGGCACUCGCGACGAUGGACUUCCUAAAAUCAGCAGUCGCGUCCAUAGCGAAAGGGCCAGCAUUUGGAUACUCCUUUGGCGAUCGAGUUGACAUCGAUCAGUCUAUCUGGACGUUGCACAAUGGCACUAAGCGGGAAGACGGCUCAAAAUGCAGCAUCUUCUCCUUCGACAUCAACGCCAAUCGAUCCCGCUUACCACUCGCCAAGAAUGCGCUGAGAAAGUUCAAGACAUUGCGGCAUCCCGGAGUCGUGAAAGUACUGGAUACUCUUGAGACAGACCAACUUAUCUACAUAGCCACUGAACGCAUUACUCCGCUGAACUGGUCAACGAGACGGAAAGCACUGAGCGAAGAGAGUUUGAAAUGGGGUCUUCACAGCGUGGCGAAGACACUCAAGUUCAUCAAUGAUGAGGCUGCCUCAGUCCAUGGAAAUGUUCGCGCGUCUUCCAUCUAUACAAGCGAAAGCGGAGAAUGGAAGGUUGCUGGGCUGGAGAUCCUGAGCUCCAUGAAAGAGGAUGAUGCGGUCAUAUUCACGCAAGGCAGCUUAGUGCCAGACAUUGGGCGCUAUACACCUCCGGAAGUCGUUAAAGGCGGAUGGGACUGCGUGCGACGGAAUCCAACACAUGCGGUCGAUGCGUACAACUAUGGCAUCCUUGUCUCAGAGGUCUUCAAUGGAGGCUUCUCGGGCUCAGAUCAAAUCGGUUCGACGAGCAACAUUCCGGUGAAUAUGCAAAACAGCUACAAGCGACUGACUCACGCACUACCAAAAAUGCGAUUGAGCGUUGCGCAUUUCUUAGAGCAAGGCAUUAGAGGGGGAAGCUUUUUCGAUACCGCGCUCAUUCAGCUCACAGAUGGUAUUGAUAAUAUGGGACUGAAGAGCGAGUCGGAGAAGGAUGCUUUCAUCAGGCAACUCGAAAAAGUGGUUGAAUCUGAUGAAUUUCCCGAGGACUUCUUCAAGGUCAAAGUUCUUCCGGAACUUCUAAAAGCGGUCGAAUUCGGAGGGGGCGGCCCUAAGUCUUUUGCCCUUGCGAUGCGGAUAUCGACAAAGCUUUCCGAGGAUGAGUACACAGCUCAGGUCACGCCGGUGAUCAUACGACUUUUCGCUAGCCCAGAUAGGGCAUUGCGCGUAUGUCUCCUGGACAACUUACCUCACAUGAUUGACUACCUGAGCCAGAAGGUUGUGUCAGAUAAGAUUUUUCCGCAAAUGGUGACUGGAUUUGGAGAUUUGGCGCCCCUCGUUCGCGAACAAACUGUCAAGGCAGUACUUGUUGUAACGCCGAAACUGUCUGACCGCAUUGUCAACGGCGAGCUUCUGCGACACCUGGCCAAAACUGCAAAUGACGAACAACCUGGCAUCCGUACGAACACCACAAUAUGCCUUGGCAAGAUUGCUAAGAAUCUCGGUGUGAGCACUCGAGCGAAAGUGCUUAGCGCAGCCUUCUCGCGGGCUCUUCGGGAUCCGUUUGUGCAUGCACGCAAUGCCGCGCUCAUGGCACUAGCUGCAACAGCAGACGUCUUCAGUGAAGAUGACUGCGCGACAAAAAUGCUUCCCGCCAUUUGCCCAUCUCUGGUCGAUAAGGAGAAAAUGAUUCGAGAUCAGGCCAACAAGACUCAUCAAAUCUAUAUUGAACGGAUAAGGAAGUACCAGAAUACCCUGCCAGAUACUGUGUUACCUCCGCCAGAGACCGCCUCAGCAGGGGCAACGAGGAUGAGUACACCCCAGCCCGGCGCAGCGGGUGCAAGUGGUCAAUGGAUUGGUUGGGCAGUGUCUUCGUUCACAAACAAGCUCAGCACAGCAGCAGGUGAAAUACAGCCCAACGGCACAGGUCUGGCUCCCAAACCAGCGCUGGAAAGAACCGCCUCAUCUCCCGGCUCGGUAACGAACGGCACAUCGUCUCUCGGCCCGGGACUUCGACCGACUUCUUCAACAGCAUCAACACCUAGAGUUGCAUCGGGAUUACGAGCCACAUCCGCUGUAACAUCGGCGCCACCAGAUGAAGAAGAUUUCGGUGUAGAGGAUGCAUGGGGCGACUUGAAUGACGAUGUGCCUACCGAAGACGACCCAUGGGCUGAGUCCUCAACAACAUCGAAGCCCACCAGUGUCGCGUAUGAUGAUGGCGGCGAGCCUGACUUCGAAGGCUGGCUGAAUGCUCAAGCACAGUCGAACCAAGGCAGCAAGAAGCCUUUGCCCAAAGGCCUUGCAAAGAAGAAGACGACUCCACUGACAAGGUCGGCUCCACCUUCGAGAUCAACAACGGCGCCAAGAGCAUCAACCACAUCUACGAUGUCAAAACCCGCUGCCAAGCCCAAGCCGGCACCUGCGCCCGCUGCGCAGGAGGAAGAUGAUGACUGGGGUUCUGCUUGGAAUUAGCACUGAACGGGCGGUAACAGUCAGCGAUUGAUUGUGCAGAAGCACCUUUGGCAGAAAGGCAGUACAUUUUAAGAAGCGUUGCACGAGUGACAAUUCACAAGGACUCAGCCAGAUGUCCAGCAUCAUGUGAGAAGAUGUCCAUCGCAACCACUGCUUAUGUAUCUGGACACCAUCCAUCGACCCUCUUUGGCAUGCCAGCUAUGGGUCCUACAAAUACCGCUGAAGCACGACCUACAUGCAUACCCGUCGAUUUCUUUACCUGAUCCGUACGUACCGUACGCACCCAUGCGGAGACUUACACCCAUGUUGAAGACGCACGGUGAACCAUGGUAACAAUACCUCUUCGGGCAGAAGACCGAGAAUGCAUACUGUAUGUAGCUAAGAUGCAUGGGGAAGGUGUUUCCAAAGAAGCGCGGUCAGAACUGGCGACUGGCGACGCAUGCUUUCACGUCACCUGAGAUGGAUGGGUCAUUGGGAGUGGUGGAGUUAUGUAUGCCAAUGGGCGCGCGCGGUGGAGUCGAAAGUGGGCUUUUCGGAGUGAGGUAUUAUAUUACAUUACAUAGCUUUUUUCCAUUCAGUGUAUUGCGGUCGGGCUUGAUGUCCACGUCCACAUGGGCGUGUC